Molecule: messenger RNA, 1054 nt
Organism: Oncorhynchus tshawytscha (Chinook salmon)
Lineage: Eukaryota; Metazoa; Chordata; Actinopteri; Salmoniformes; Salmonidae
Product: palmitoyltransferase ZDHHC1-like
Exons: 4
Coding region: 29-1054 (341 amino acids)
Source: RefSeq, a predicted model, not a curated record
GGGGACUCUGGGCUAUACCAACCCUGAGAUGGAGGUGGAGGAUCCUACCACCAUGGCUGCAGCGCGGGGGGGGCUAGAGUACUAUGGCAACGGCAGAGUUCAUAGUUCAUCCAGCAGGAUGGUUGAAGAGGAGCAGUUACCCACCGUCUCUACUGAGCACAGAGCUGCACCACGGAGACACAUCCAGAAAAAGAAGAAAGUCCACAAAGUGCCAGCGGAGGUGAUCAACGACCGUUCCACUGAGACCAGCAGCAACAGAGACCCAGCCUUCAACACUACAGAACCUGUAGACUCCUGCAGUGUAACUCCAGUCCCCACGUCCGUGUCCCACCUGUCCAGCUCCCUGAGCCAGCACCUCUCCUUCCCCCUGCGGGCCUCCCAGCCCCCCACUAGCUCCCUACAUCCUGGUCUCCAACCUGACCCCGUGCUGCCCGCCGGGCCCCCUGCUGAGUAUCACUCUGACUCUGCAGAGUCCCUGGAGGAGAUCCCCGUGGCGUUGGCACGACUGGGCACCUCCGCCGCGGCAGGAACGUCUACGGGUAGGACUGCAGCGUCUGGGUCGUCAUCUCAACGCUCUCUACUGCUGCCUGCAGCCCGACCCCAUCCCUCGCCCCAGCCCCGGACCAAGAGGAAGUCCUCCGCACACAGCAGCAGGACAGGGGGAGGGGGGGAGCAGAGGUUUGAGAUGGCCGCCCAGCCUCCUACGGUCUACGUAAGUAGGAGUAGUGGACAGCCGGGGGGAGGAGCCCAGCACCGGGACAACAAACACAGCAGCAGACAGGCCAGUAGGAGAGGCCUGGAGCAGCCUGGUCCUGGGUCCAGCUCCAACCAUAGCUCCAGGGCAGGCACCCCCAGGAUGGCCACUGGACCCUGGGCCCCAGACCAGCUCCCCAGGAUGGACCACUGCACACUGGGCCACUGGACCCUGGGUCCCAGGAUGGACCACUGCACACUGGGCCCCAGGAUGGACCACUGGACCCUGGGCCCCAGGAUGGACCACUGCACCCUGGGCUGGACCCACCACUGGGUCCUGGCUGGAGGGCUGGCUGUGUAA